GGGUGUGUUGCUGACGGCAUCCGGUGGGCGGCUUCAGAGCUGAGGUGGUUAUAUCGGCAGUAGCAGCAUGGCUGGGUACCGGGUUGAGGAGCGAGGCCGAGAGCACACCGGCACCUACCGCCUGUUCCUGAGUAACGACCAGGGCCGGUUCCUGUCUCCAUUCCAUGACAUCCCGCUGUAUGCAGCAAAGACUGAGGAUGUGUUUAACAUGGUUGUUGAGAUUCCUCGUUGGACCAAUGCGAAAAUGGAGAUUGCAACAAAAGAGCCGUUGAACCCAAUCAAGCAAGAUGCUAAGAAAGGAAAUAUGCGAUUUGUGGCAAAUGUUUUCCCUCAUAAGGGCUAUAUUUGGAAUUAUGGGGCCCUUCCACAGACUUGGGAAGACCCAAGUCACACAGAUGAAUCAACUGGAUGUCGUGGAGACAAUGAUCCUAUCGACGUAUGCGAAAUUGGAACUAAGGUAUGUUCCAGAGGAGAAGUUAUCCAGGUCAAAGUUCUGGGGACUUUGGCAUUGAUAGACGAGGGCGAAACUGACUGGAAAGUUAUUGCAAUAAACAUCAAGGAUCCUGAGGCAAAUAGUUUUAAAAAUAUUGAUGACGUGAGACGGUUGAAACCAGGAUAUCUGGAAGCCACAGUAGAUUGGUUCAGACGAUACAAGGUGCCCGAUGGAAAACCUGAAAACCACUUUGCAUUCAACAGCGAAUUCAAGGACAAGGAUUUUGCCAUUCAGGCGAUCAAAAGCACGCACAAUUUCUGGAAGGAUCUGAUAAUGAAGAAAUCCUCGGUGGGAGGAAUUAACUGCAUAAACACAAUGGUGUCUGAAAGUCCAUUCCUGUGUUCUGAAACUGACGCUAAAGCUUUUGUGGAUGCAGUGCCAGUGUAUGGAGCAGGUGAUUCAGCGCCAGCGGAUGUGGACAAGUGGUGGUAUGGCAAGAAGAAUUAAAUAGCCACGAAGAAUCAGACAUUGUCCAUAGUAGCCCAAUCCAAACAGUGAUCAGUUGUAGAAUCAUAAUUGGAAUGAAGAUAAGGGAUGAAUUUGAGUGUACCAGUAAAUGUCUAUGAUCAGUGUAGCUUCUACUUCAGAUAUGAAGGAAGUGAGUCAAUUCAAUAAAAUUUCUCUUGCUUCA
This is a messenger RNA of Carcharodon carcharias (great white shark), 1124 nucleotides long. RefSeq names its product inorganic pyrophosphatase-like. Gene Ontology annotation, molecular function: magnesium ion binding; inorganic diphosphate phosphatase activity. NCBI's taxonomy places the organism in Eukaryota, Metazoa, Chordata, Chondrichthyes, Lamniformes, Lamnidae. Gene Ontology annotation, cellular component: cytoplasm. The record is from RefSeq and is a predicted model, not a curated record. The transcript is spliced from 11 exons. Bases 68 to 940 code for a protein of 290 amino acids. Gene Ontology annotation, biological process: phosphate-containing compound metabolic process.